Camelina sativa (false flax) is the source of this 1018-nucleotide messenger RNA. Lineage: Eukaryota; Viridiplantae; Streptophyta; Magnoliopsida; Brassicales; Brassicaceae. The record is from RefSeq and is a predicted model, not a curated record.
AUGUGAUACUAACAGCAGCUGGACAGUGAAGGCAUCUAAUCGAGGACUUAAGAUGGCAGCGAAGGAUCAAGUUUGUGUUGUGUUGGGUGAGUGGGUAAAGGUUGAUAGCUUCGUCUGGAACUUCGAACCUGAAACGCCUCCUGGAAACAACUUUGUUCGACUGCGCGAUGGUAUGUCGUACAAACAACUGGUGGCCAAAGUGAAAGAGAAGCUUGUUCUACGAGCUCACGAAGUUGUCAUCAAGAUGGCGUACCAUUACCCAGCGUGGUUCGAGCUUGAUGAGAGAAAUGGAUCAUCACCACAAUAUAUCACAGACGACGAAGAGGUUGGUGUGUUCGUACGUAUGCGGCGUUAUAUAGAAGAAGUUGACCUCUGCGUGACCGUUGUUAACAAGACGCCGCCACAACAGCCUAGCCCACAGAAAGAAGAGAGGCAUUGGCUGCGUCAUGCUUAACUGAACAGUGAUGGAGAGUCAGAUUCCGACUCAGAAGACAUCUACUAGCAUGAUUUUGCACUUGACGCACCCCUCCGGACCCAGACCACAAAGCCACUCGCACCAGCAGGGGCUGUGAAGGAAGAUCUCGUCAUGUCCUCUGUUCCUGCGACAAAAGAAAGAAGAGUAGUCAUCACGGAGGGAGGCGAUACAAUGACUAAGAAAACUGCAAUUUGUGGUGAUAGGGAGAAAGGAAAAGCUGUGGCUGACGCUAGUGAAGAUGGAACAUCUAGUGACAAUGAUGACAGUGACUUCCAAAUUGUUCCGUACCCAACCUGACAACCCACUUCUCGUUGAAUGUAGUCAAGCUAGGACAUGAGAGAAGGAUGUUAGCUCACAUGAUGCGCUCACCAGACCCCUGUUAGAACCUACUUCAACUGGGAGCACCAAUGGUAUUGAAGGUGACAUGGAAGUUAACUCUGUUUCCAUGUGGGAACGUGUAGAAGAAGCAUUACACACAAUGCUAACCGACAUGAGUGACGAUCCGGCGUUGUUUUGUCGUGUUUCACCACCGAUAUUCAAUGA